AUGUCCGACGGAUUCAAUCUACUCAUCCGACUGAGCAAUGGACAACGCUUGGAGGUGACGUUAGAAGGCGAUGACAGCUCCGCCAUUACCGUGUUGAAAGUGAAAGAAUGCAUUGCUAGCAAAGAUUCGAGUGCUCCUGCCGAACGGCAACGAUUGAUCUUCAAGGGACGCAUUUUGGAGAAUGAGCGCACAAUGUCGGACUAUGCUAUAGUGAAAGGUUCCACUCUGUUCAUGGUCAAAUCGGCAGCAGCGCCAGCUCCAUCAACAGCCGCCUCAACGACGACAACCACCACACCGACCCCGUCCUCCACCAGUAACCCUAGUAUGGGUUCUGCAGGGACUGCUCCUCGUCCACCCACCAUGAACACCAACAGUCCCUUUGCAGCAGCAGCAAUGUUUGGACAGCAACAACAACAACAACGACAGGGUGCCAUGCCUGGCAUGCCACCUGGCGGAAUGCCGAAUCCCGAACAGAUGCAAGCCAUGCUCAAUUCGCCCCACAUGCAGGGUCUGCUCGACAAUCCGGAGAUGCUGGGUAGCAUGCUAGAACAGUCCAUGCAAUCUCCUCAAAUGCAGCAGUUGAUGGAACGUAAUCCAGAAUUGCGCCAGCUCUACAGUGAUCCCGCCAUGAUCCAACAAGCCAUUCAAAUGAUGCGCAAUCCACAGCACAUGCAACAAGUUAUGAGACAACAAGAUCUCGCCAUGAGUCAGCUAGAAAAUAUGCCCGGUGGGUUUGCUGCUCUCUCCAAUAUGUAUAGAAAUGUCCAGGAACCCAUGAUGGAAGCACAACAGGCCAGCAGAAGUCCAAACACUUCCACCGCUGCCAACGGAAACUCCAGCGGAGCUGAGGGGGCCACGGGAGCUGCCAUGCCCAAUCCUUGGGGAUCACCGGUUCCUGCCCCACGAAGUAGCACCACUAGCAGCAAUAAUAAUCCUGCUGCUGCCCCUCCCAAUCCAUUUGCUGCAAUGCAGGGAAUGCAGGGUGGUGCCCCCAAUCCAUUUGCUGCCAUGGCGGCAAUGCAGGGUGGUGCUCCAAUGCAGGGUGCCCCCAAUCCUUGGGCUGGAGCUGGAGCAGCAGGUAAUGCUCCCAAUCCAUUUGCUGCCAUGGCAGGCAUGCAGGGUGGUGCGCCCAAUCCAUGGGCAGCCGGAGGCGCAGGUGGCGCUCCUCCCAAUGUCGAUCAAAUGAUGCAAGUCCUCGAUAAUCCCGUCAUGUCGCAAAUGAUGACGGAUAUGGUGCAAAAUAAUCCUGACAUGAUCCGCACCAUGUUAGAAGCCCAAAACCCAAUGCUGCGACAAAUGUUCCAAGGCAACCCCGAAAUGGCCAAUAAUUUUGUGCAAAACAUGUUCAAUCCCCAAAACAUGAGAAACAUGAUGGAAAUGCAACGGGCCAUGGGUGGAGGUGCUGGCGGAGCCGGUGCGGGUGGUGCGCCUCCCAUGUUUGGAAUGCCACCCAUGUUCGGCAUGCCUCCAGGAGGAGCCGCUGCGGGUGGAGAUUUGGAUUUUUCCACUCUGCUACAGCAAUUUCAACAGACGCGAUUGAAUGCUGGUGCUGGGGCGGCGGGUGCUGCCGCUCCGGCGCCACCUACGAAUCCAGCCGAUCGAUACCGUACGCAGUUGCAGUCCUUGUACGGGAUGGGAUUCGAUGAUGAACAAGCCAACCUGGCUGCCCUGCAAGCCAAUCACGGAAAUUUGAAUCGAGCAGUGGAUCAACUCCUGAUGAGCCCACCACCACCAGCGCCGGCGGCAUCGGGUGACAACAAUGCCGGAGAUGCAGCACCAUCAAGUGGCGGUGAUUCCACGGCAGAAGGAAAGAGUGAUUAA
Messenger RNA from Seminavis robusta, 1821 nucleotides. NCBI's taxonomy places the organism in Eukaryota, Bacillariophyta, Bacillariophyceae, Naviculales, Naviculaceae. The record is from the annotation of a GenBank genome assembly.